This is a messenger RNA of Micromonas pusilla CCMP1545, 531 nucleotides long. RefSeq lists its product as uncharacterized. Gene Ontology annotation, cellular component: CCR4-NOT complex. The record is from RefSeq and is a predicted model, not a curated record. Lineage: Eukaryota; Viridiplantae; Chlorophyta; Mamiellophyceae; Mamiellales; Mamiellaceae. The transcript is spliced from 2 exons. The annotation marks the transcript as partial.
CACGCGGGGCUCUCCCCGGCGGACUUCCCCGCGCUCGUGGAGCAUAACCCGAACGUCGCGCACGAAUUUUUGGUUUUGGCGAUGAGCGCGAGCGCGGCGAGGAGUAACACGAGCCGUAACGCAGAAGAAGGGGGCGUUACGACAACAACGACGGCACCUCCACCCGCCGCCAGCGCGUUUCUGGACACCCUCGUCCAGAUGGAGAUGAGCCUGCACUCCAUGGAGGUGGUGAACCGACUCACGACGUCCCCGGAGAUUAAGGCGCGUUCUAUACACUGGUCCCCAUACGACCGCCUCCCGUCGGCGUUCGUCCACGCGUACGUCGCCAACUGCGUGCGGUCGUGCGCGGAGACGAGCGAGAGCGGCGCGCGCACGCGGCUCGUGCGGCUCGCGUGCAUGUUUUUGCAGUUGUUAGUCAGGAAUAAGGUGGUCACCGCGAAAGAUUUAGUCGUCGAGACGCAGGCGUUUUGCGUGGAGUUCAUGCACGUCAAGGAGGCGGCGACGUUGUUUCGGCUGCUGAAGCAGCUCGAG